CAAGUUCCAAUUGUCAACAAACAACAUAACCUCUCAAUAAUUGUAAUUUGUAUUUUUAGUGAGAAUUUUUGUUAUUUUUGUGUUGUUAGCUCAUAUUUGCGUUGUUUUUUAAGGCAAAAUUAUGUGUACAAACUACAGAAGAAUAUAGGUAACUACGAAAGUAAACUAAAAAAAUAUUGGUUGCAACUAAUAUUUUGCAAACUUUGAGUGCAAUCCUCCGUUUAAACAUUAAUAAUGGGUGUAACUGUAUUACAACAGUACCCAGUGCCGGAAAAUAAAACCGGUACUUACGUUAUCGAAUUGAUAACUAAACGACUAUUAGCAUUAGGAGCAACUCAACAGGGACAAUUUCUUGUAGACUGCGAGAGCUAUCUAUCUCAUCCUACUAUGGGAUCAACAAAAACAGUGCACAUUUUACACAAUUCUGAACAACCAGCGUCAGUUUUUUCCAUUCUGGAAAGUGGUACAAAGAAUAUACAUGUCAUAGCUGAUGGUUUAUUUGAUUUGCUGAUGAUGAAGCUCUCUGUUCACUAUACAUCUAAGAAACAGACUAAAAUCGAGAGCAAGGGUCCUCGCUUUGAGUUAAGCGACUUUUGUGUGAAACUUGGAUCUGUGACAAUGAAUCAGAAUUUUAAAGGGAUUCUUAUAGAGGUGGAAUACAGACCAUGUGUAAUGGCGAACGCAGUGUGGGGUCUCCUACGAGAGUUCUUACAAGGUCUCCUGGGCCCCACGAUACCAGUGCAACCUCCACAGCACUUGUUAAGUCGAAUGAACGAGAUAUACACACCAAUAGAUACUAUAUACCAGUAUUUGGAACAUUUUAGUGCGUAUAGAAAAGUAACGGGGAUGAGAAGUGCUUAGAUUAAGUUGUAAGAAUAAAUUUGUAUGUAAGAA
Molecule: messenger RNA, 894 nt
Organism: Colias croceus (clouded yellow)
Lineage: Eukaryota; Metazoa; Arthropoda; Insecta; Lepidoptera; Pieridae
Gene: MED20
Product: mediator of RNA polymerase II transcription subunit 20
Exons: 4
Coding region: 235-861 (208 amino acids)
Biological process (GO): regulation of transcription by RNA polymerase II
Cellular component (GO): mediator complex
Molecular function (GO): transcription coactivator activity
Source: RefSeq, a predicted model, not a curated record